AUGUCUUCAAUGCAAUGGUCUCCGGAUCAAACCUCUCUUUUACAACUGGCGACUCUAUUGAGGGAUUGUAUGUCUUCUAAUGGUCCGCUUCGUUCCCAAGCGAUGGAAUCUUUAAAGACAUUUCAAUUACAGCCUGAAUUUUUCAAUUACUUGUGUUAUAUCCUUAUCGAAGGUGAAACUGAUUCUACUUUGAUAGCUAGUUUUGCGCCUUUGGAGUUAUCAAACUACAGGGCCACUGCUGGUAUGUUAUUAAAGAAUACUAUCUUAGAUGAUCAAAAUGAAGGAAUUUUGAAAAGAAUGGACUUAGGUUACGUCAAGGGACAUAUUGUUAGUGGAUUAUAUCAUUCCUCAGGGAAUGCGUUGUUGACUAAUGUCACUGGUAUUGUUAUCACUACUUUAUUUUCCACGUACUACAGACAACAUAGAGAUGAUUGGAGUGGGGUGAAAAUAUUGAUGGAACUGUUAGAAUUGACCUCCCAGGGGAAUAUGGGUAGUAUUAAGGCCUUAUCAAAGAUUAUGGAGGAUAGUGCACAAUUUUUUCAAUUGGAUUGGAUUGCAAAUGAAAAUAAGCAAUCGGUGAAACCCAUUGAGUUCUUAGUGGAACAAUUCUUCCAAUUUUUGGUGAAGGAAGAUUUAUCAGAAGGAGUGAAAGCAGAGGUUGUCAAGUGCCUGAAUUGUGUCAUUCCAUUACAAUGUCAAUGCUUUGUAGUCCGUAUUGAAGAAUUCUUAGAAAUAAUAUUCAGAUUUGCUCAAAUAAGUGAAAAUAAUGAAAUUAGAAUCCAAAUUUGUAUCGCAUUGGGUCAUUUGUUAGAAUUCAGGCCAGAUAAAUUGGUGAAUCAUUUAGGUGGGAUUAUUCAAUUCAUGAUUCAUUUGAUUGGUGCUGUAGAUGAUGAAAAAGUGAGUAUUGAAGCUUGUGAAUUCCUACAUGGAUUUGUUUGUAACUCUAAUAUUCCAAAGCAUAUUUUACAACCAUUUGUUACGGAAAUUGUACCUGUCUUAUUAUCUAAGAUGGUUUACGACGAGGACUCCAUACUAAUAAUGGAAGCAUCUAACGAUACUGAUGAUGCAGUAUUAGAGGAUAAAGAUGAAGAUAUCAAGCCUAUUGCUCCACGUAUUGUCAAGAAGAGAGAUAAUACUGAGGGCGGCGACGAUGAAGACGAAGACGAUGAUGAAGGAGAUGUAGACACCCAAUGGAAUUUAAGAAAAUGUUCUGCAUCAACACUUGAUGCGUUGACGAACAUUUUACCAAGGGAUGUUAUGGAUGUAGCAUUCCCAUUUUUAAGGGAACAUCUAACGUCUGAUAGAUGGUUCAUUAGAGAAGCAACUGUAUUGGCACUUGGUGCUAUGGCAGAUGGGGGUAUGAAAUACUUCCAUGAUCAGUUACCAACGUUGAUUCCAUUUUUGGUAGAACAGUUAAAGGACCAAUGGGCACCUGUGAGAAAGAUGACUUGUUGGACUUUGAGUCGAUUUUCUCCCUGGAUUUUGCAGGACCAUACCGAGUUUUUAAUCCCUGUCUUGGAGCCUAUCCUAAGAACGUUAUUAGAUAAGAAGAAAGAUGUUCAAGAAUCAGCUAUUAGUAGUGUUGCCGUCUUCAUUGAGAAUUGUGAUCCCGAGUUAAUUGAAACGUUAUUAUACAAUGAACUGUUGGAAAGUUUCAAGAAUUGUUUCCAAUUUUACAAGAAGAAGAAUUUGAUAAUUCUUUAUGAUGCAGUAGGAAGAUUUGCCGAGAAAGUAGAACUCGAUAAUGUUGGUAUGGAAGUCGUUUUACCACCUUUAAUUAAUAAAUGGACUUCAUUGCCUGAUAACGAUAAAGAAUUAUGGCCUCUAUUAGAAUGUUUAUCAUGUGUUGCAUCAUCCUUGGGUGAUAAAUUUUUGCCCAUGGCUCCCGAAGUGUAUGGUAGAGCAUUUAGAAUUCUAUGUCACUGUAUUGAAUUGGAAAGAAAAUCACAGGCAGAUCCAACUAUUGUUGUUCCUGAGAAGGAUUUCGUCAUUACAUCACUGGAUUUAAUAGAUGGAUUAAUUCAAGGAAUGGGGCCCCUUUGUGAAAAUAUUAUAUUUGCUCAGGAUGAUACGACAUUAUUAAAGGUGAUGGUUGAGUGUUUACAAGAUCCGGUCCAUGAAGUCAGACAGAGUACUUUAGCAUUAUUAGGUGAUAUGGUAUAUUUCUUCAACGGUAGAUUGGAGAUAUAUUUCACUGCAUCAGUGGAGGGUAAAGAAGUAUUUUCACAAUUCUUGAAAUUCAUUGGUACAGAAAUCAUUCAUAAUGAUGAUAAUGAAGGUGUUUCGGUGGUAAUUAAUGCUAUAUGGAGUCUCGGGAUUAUUAGCGUCAAGCUAAACUGUUUUAAUGAAUUUGUCAUUGAUAUGUCGAGGAUAAUACUUGAUUUGUUUACUACCAGUACAAGGGUACUGGAUAGUGGAAUUAUAGAGAAUUUAGGUAUAACGAUAGGACGUAUUGGUGUAAGAUAUGCUGAAAUAUAUGCUAGCGGUGAGUUUGCUAGCGAUUCUAAUUGGAGUAAAUGGUGUGAUUCUGUAAAGGAUGUGGAGGCCGUAGAAGAGAAAAGUGAAGCAUUUAUGGGAUUUUUGAAGAUUGUCAACUUAACAGGUGAACAGGUGAAAAUAAGUUCAGUGACAUUACAAAAGAUAAUAAAGGGUCUGUCUAUCAAUGUGGAUCCUACCGUGUUUUUACAAGAUGUUUACACCUUUUUGGUUAAGCAUUCAUCUGAAGUGCAAUCUUUGAAUCUCUCUAAUGAAGAGAUCACGUUCUUGCAGAAUUUCAAUAAUUAA
Molecule: messenger RNA, 2784 nt
Organism: Naumovozyma castellii
Lineage: Eukaryota; Fungi; Ascomycota; Saccharomycetes; Saccharomycetales; Saccharomycetaceae
Gene: KAP104
Product: Kap104p
Exons: 1
Coding region: 1-2784 (927 amino acids)
Source: RefSeq, a predicted model, not a curated record